Botrytis cinerea B05.10 is the source of this 1617-nucleotide messenger RNA. It is a transcript of the gene Bcara2, whose product is annotated as Bcara2. Gene Ontology annotation, molecular function: D-arabinose 1-dehydrogenase [NAD(P)+] activity. Bases 251 to 1423 code for a protein of 390 amino acids. The transcript is spliced from 2 exons. NCBI's taxonomy places the organism in Eukaryota, Fungi, Ascomycota, Leotiomycetes, Helotiales, Sclerotiniaceae. Gene Ontology annotation, biological process: dehydro-D-arabinono-1,4-lactone biosynthetic process. Gene Ontology annotation, cellular component: cytosol. The record is from RefSeq and is a predicted model, not a curated record.
GCCUCCAAUACACUUUUGGUCUCUCAUAUUCAUUCAAACGACCGUGAGAGCACCUUGAAUAUUCUCACAAAAAGGUGACUAACUGAUAAAAUCUUUCAUUCAUCAUGUUGUUAUAGCUCUGUUCUUCUUCCAGCUUCGUUCUCUCUCCCUUCCAAACCUACAUACAUUCUUUUCUUCUGUUCUUUUUCGAAUCGCUCGAGCAUAGGCACUCUUCAAACACCACUCAACAGGUUACUUAUAACUAUUCAAUAUGGCAACUCGACCACCACUUUCAACACUUCUGCCGCCUCUCAUCUGCGGCACCGCAACCUUCAAUAAUCAAUAUAAUGCCGAUCCCUUCUCACUCCCUACAAAUGCCAUUGUGCAAAGAGCGUUGGAAUCGGGCGUAAAUGCCUUCGAUACAUCUCCAUACUAUGGGCCCUCUGAAGAAAUUCUAGGUCGCGCCCUCCAACAACCACAAAUUCUCGCCAAUCACCCCCGCUCCAGUUAUUAUCUCGUAACAAAAUGUGGUCGCAUCGCCGGUUCUGAAUUCGACUACUCUCCCGCGUGGAUCAAAUAUUCCAUCUCCCGCUCCCUCGCCCGUCUACACACAUCCUACCUCGAUGUUGUCUAUCUCCACGACGUCGAGUUUGUUUCUCCCCCAGAAGUCCUCGAGGCCAUAAAAUGUCUGCGCGAGCUUCAAGCUCAAGGUACAAUCCACUACAUUGGAAUAUCAGGAUAUCCCGUCCCAGUUCUCUGUUCCCUCGCUGAAAUGAUUUUGCGCGAGACGGGUAAACCUCUAGAUUGCGUAAUGAGCUAUGCAAAUUUCACGAUCCAGAAUCACUCUCUAUAUACCACCGGGCUUGCCCGUCUCCGCAAAGCAGGCGUGGAUUGUGUGCCCAAUGCUUCGGUCCUGGGCAUGGGUCUUCUACGCAGCUCGGGGGUCCCAGAUAACGGGAAGGAGGAUUGGCAUCCAGCGCCUAAGGAGCUACGUUCUCGAGUUCAGAAGGCCGCGCGAUGGGUGGAAGAACGCGGGGAGCGAUUAGAGGUUGUGGCUAUACGGUGGGGCCUUGAACGCUGGGCUCUCGAUGGGAAAGUCGGCUCUGAACCCAUCGGGGUAUCCGUUAUGGGUGUGAGUAACAUGGGAGAGUUUGAGGAAACUUUACGAGUAUGGAAUAGUGUCUUAGACGGGAUUGAUAUCCCCGGACGACAAGUCACGGAAGCUGAAAAGCAGUGGAGUUUGAAGAGAAGAGAAGAGACGGAAGGACUGGCGAAAGGGAUUAGAGAAAUCCUUGGAGACCAUCGCGAUUAUGCGUGGGCAAGUCCUGAUGAAGGGUUUGUGAAUAUGAGAGUUGUUAAGGGGGUUGUGGAUGAAGUUGCUCCGAUGCCGCAGGUGGAGGAUAUUUCCGCGACCAAGGAUUCAGACAAGAGUAGUAGGCUUUGAUUGUCUCCUGUAAUCUCAUCUUGGUUCUAUAUGGUUCAGGUAUUACGCACGCACGGAUUCAUAAAAAAAAAGAGAGUAUUGCUUGCAUGGCUUGGAUAAGCGAAGGCGUUGACAGAUAUGGAUUUCAAUACGUUUCAAUUCGUGUACUGACUGCUCUCACGCAAUCAUCAUACCCAUAUCUAUAAUCAAGACCA